Molecule: messenger RNA, 4033 nt
Organism: Onychostoma macrolepis
Lineage: Eukaryota; Metazoa; Chordata; Actinopteri; Cypriniformes; Cyprinidae
Gene: htr6
Product: 5-hydroxytryptamine (serotonin) receptor 6
Exons: 3
Coding region: 1635-3131 (498 amino acids)
Biological process (GO): G protein-coupled receptor signaling pathway, coupled to cyclic nucleotide second messenger; chemical synaptic transmission
Cellular component (GO): membrane; dendrite
Molecular function (GO): neurotransmitter receptor activity; G protein-coupled serotonin receptor activity
Source: RefSeq, a predicted model, not a curated record
CUAAACUAGUGCACUUACUUUGCUUAAAUCAAAACAUUUGCACAAACCUGCAGUGUGUCCAGAGCCGUGUUGGCAUGGUGACAGUUCUUCAGUAGUCAAGUACAAGCAUCAUUUUUUUUUUUUUUUUUUUUUUUAAAUCUGCUGUGCUUAUACAUAAUUGCACUAUUGUAAUUUUGCUUUUUACAUAAAGGUAAAAGUACAUAUCGAAAUAAGUUCUCAUGCAUGAGCUUGUUGAGAAGUAAGGCUUCAGGGACUUGUUGCAGGCGGGUGGGUUGUAAUGAUUAUCAAUUUACAAAUAUUAAAUGUAUCAUCUUUUGCUUUUGACUAAGGUCUACACAACUGUACGACAGUGUAGUUUAAAUUCUUUCAGCUCGUUUUUAUCUUGGAAUAAAAUUUAAUUUCAAAACCCAUUUUUUUCUCAGAUUCUAAUUCUCAGAUGUUCUUACUAUUAUAAAUGCAAUCGAUCAUGAUCAGUUUAAAAAAAAAAAAGAAUUGCACUUGAACAUCAGUUCAAUGACUCAACAACAAUGACUCAAUUUCCACAUCUCAUUUUGCAAAAAAACGUUGACCGAAAUGCAUUUAAUGCACUCGAUUGUGCAACUGUAUUGAAAACGUAGUCUGCUUUGACAACCAACCUCAAAUUUAACACACAAAAAAAUAUAUAAUAAAAUAGGUAAUGUACCAAAUAUCAGAGCAAGAUGAGCCACAGAAGUAAAAGUGUUCUCUCUCUCUCUCACACACACACACACACACACACACACACACACACACACACACACGUCUUGUAAAAUUAAAUUUGAGUCAUUUGGUAACAAUCUCACAUUUACAUAAGCCUUUUGUUAGAUGCUAAUUGCUUGCCUCAAUUAACCCUGAAUAAUGAUUGGCUGUGAAUGUGCAUCAAGUCGCAUUAAGAGUGCGAUGCUCAGACACGCUUUAUGCCCAGCGGCAGAGUGCGGAGCCCGCAGGCACCCUGAAGUGGACGAUACAGGGAUUAGAAGGGCGCAGGGAACAGCCAAGACUCCAACACGUUUACCUCUAGUGCACUCGUCCGCUCUCCCUUUUACUCAAUUACAGCCACACAAUUACUGAAUAAAGAACGUUGAGCUCAUAACAAUGCAUAGAAAGCAAACAGAAAUCCACCUUAAAUGGCAAGAAGCGGACCGAGAUAAGUUUGUUUUUUAAUUCACUCAUCUAAAAAUAUCUACACGCUAGUCUUGCUCUUGUAACGCUCCCUCUCUUUCUCUCACACUCUCUCGUACCGAAGCCCACCUCUCAGUUGCCCUCCCCCAAAAGAGUGUCAUCAUGACACGUAGCUUUGAAAUACUCUGACAGGCACAGAAUUGCUCACACUGGUGCUAAGCAUUGAAGAAGCCAGACUAUUGACUAGGAAAUGUGUCAUUUUAUUGCUUUGCUCAUCUCACGUUAACAAAUGGAGUGAUGGCAGCUGAAUAUCCUUGCACUGAUGUGACUGAGGCACACAGGGAGUGAAAUCACCAACCUCGCCAGGGGAAAAGAUGGAAAGGAUUACUAUAAACGGGACAUCUUGAUCUUUUUCGCCACCUGAGGUGGUCCGCAUCAGAUUUCAGCGAGGUGACCCGCAGAUCAACUGUUUCACAUUCAGCAUCACUCUCUCAAUGCACUUGAAAAACGCUGGAUGUGUGUUCGCUUCUUCAAGACCACAGGAAGCGCACACAGUCCUAUUCAACUCUCCGAUGAUGAGUGGCUCACCUAUCCCUCGAGUAGAGGCAGCAUCAGGUGCGGAUGUUCACAGGAGCUUCAAUGACAGCGGUACUAUCGGUGAUGGCUGGAGUAUUAGUGGCAGCGGUCCCUGGCUUCUCGCAGUCAUGCUGUCCCUCAUAAUUCUGGUGACAGCUUGUGGGAACAUUUUGUUGAUCGCCUUGGUGUUUGCACAUCGGUCGCUGCGCUGCACCUCCAAUUGCUUCCUGGUGUCCCUCUUCCUGUCAGACUUGAUGGUGGCUCUGGUCGUGAUGCCCCCUGCCAUGCUCAACGUGCUGUGUGGGACCUGGGUGCUGGCGCCCGGAUUCUGCCCCGUCUGGCUUUGCUUCGACGUGAUGUGCUGUAGUGCUUCCAUCCUCAACUUGUGUGUCAUCAGUCUGGACCGCUACCUCCUCAUCAUCUCUCCGUUGCGAUACAAGCAGCACAUGACCCCGCCUCGUGCCUUGCUUCUGGUGGGUGGGGCUUGGGGGUUGGCAGCCCUCACUUCCUUUCUGCCGAUCAAGAUGGACUGGCACAGCCUGGGUCGCACCCAAGACCUUGCCGAGAACGAUCCCGCCAACGCCACGGUCUCGCAGUUGAGUUCCUUCUACCCCUCUUCGUACUUCCAGCUUUCCACGUCAGGGACGCCGUCCACGCAGUGCCGCCUGCGAGUGACUCUCCCCUUCGCCCUCGUGGCAACCUUUCUCACCUUCUUCUUGCCCUCUACGGCCAUCUGUUUCACCUACUGCCGGAUCCUGCUGGCGGCCAGAAGACAGGCACGACAGGUGGAGGCUCUUACUCAUCCCGCUUACCCACAUCACUCACCCGGCGAACCAUCUCGUCCUCCUUCUCCCGGACACGCCGUCCAGGAUGGAGACGACUACAGCCAUCAGGAGCCACCCGUGUUGCGGCAAGCUCCGCUGUCGGUGAACAGUGAGCGCAGACUGGCACACAGGCAAAGGAAGAGAGCUCUGAAAGCCAGUCUUACUCUGGGAGUCCUCCUGGGUCUCUUCUUCAGUGCCUGGCUUCCCUUUUUUAUCACCAACAUGGCACAGGCGGUGUGUGAGUGCGUACCACCCUCCUUCUUCGAUGCCAUCACCUGGUUGGGGUACUGUAACAGCACCAUGAACCCAAUUAUAUACCCAAUGUUCAUGAGGGAUUUCAAAAGGGCUUUGGCACGGCUUCUACCCUGCUGUUCUUCAUCUCAAGCCCCUCGUAGGCCAUCGCUGCCACUUUCCCUUUCUCUACGCAACUCAGGGGAGCCACAACUGCCCACUGAACCCCCCUCCCUUGUGUCCGACCCGCCUCAACUACCGGCGACGGCCACGGACGCCGUUAACCUUCUCGACGCAGAACACGCCAGGAUCGACCUGCCUCUGCUGCUGCCCAACCAGGUCGAUACAUUAGACGAUUGAUACGCCAACCGAGACAACAAAAGAAGUGCAAUAUACUGUGAACGGCAAGAUGUGAGACUUAUAAUUAUAGGUUUUUGAAAAAAUGUGUUGAAAUGUACCAUGCUAAAAAAAAAAAAAAAUCAAUGGGAUAGUCGUGCCUAAACUGCAAGGCUGCAUCGCUCCUCAAGGCAGAUCAGGGAGAUUGUACAUUUAGAACGGACUUAACACGCAUCCCGCUUCAUUCAUUACCAUAACAACCAAAACAACAGAUGGAUAAAGCAGACGAGAGCGAAAGAAAUCUCACUAAUACCUCACACAAUGUCAAGUGGGUUGUCUGUGGAGCUGUAAUUCACAUCUUAAUUAAACAACAAACCACUUCUAAUGAAGGGGGCAAAUGGUGUAUACAGAAUACUGACAGUUUUCACAUUGCAGUUUAUCACAAAUUAUAUUUUGCAGUGCUUAAAAAAAAAAAUCAAUAUUAAUUAGAGAUGAUAUCCAUAAAUAACUUAAAGAUAUUAUUAGACAAUUCCAGAAUGACAAAAAGCCAAGGUUCCAGUUGGUUCUAGCUUAUACUGAUAACUUACACCCUUUGGGUGGUGUCUAGAUGGUAACUCUUCUUCUGCUAAAAGUCUUGUGAGAUUCACGUGACAUUUAAACACUGUGUUUAUUUGAGUCCCACAGCAACCCUACGCCCAACCCUUAAUCUUGGUAGCAGCAAAUCUCAGGAGUUUCUUGGAACGAGGUUUACCAUCUAGACCCGACCCACAUUUUGUGAGGUGUGAAUUAAGGAAAUGUCACGAUUUCAUUGCACUUGGCUCAGAACCAGCAGGUUUGCCAUUGAUUAACUGCUCCUGUGCUUCAGUGUGCAACAGAUAAGCUGUGUUUGUGCUUAAAAAAAAAAAAAAUCCAAAUUAUUUAGAAAU